ACUGUACAAGUCGUCCACAGCAUUCCAAUAAGCGAUCAUGGCUGGUUCUGAAGUCGAAAAUGCUCGGCGUUUUCUCAAAUUCUACCAAACAGGACAGAUAGUAAAGAACUUUCCUGACGCUCGAAGGGGAGAGAUGGGACAGAUCAUUGCGAGAGUAGGACUUUUUGGGUUGACAGGUUCGGGGAAAAGCUCGUUUAUAAACACAGUGUCGAGAUGCAUUGAGGGGAAGGACAUGGACUUAGCAAUGGUACAGAGCAGCGGCGCAGAAGGAACGGUCAUCUUGGAGGAAUUUGGCUUUGGAGGAGAAGGGACGAAUAAACCUGGCUUCAAACUUACGGACACCCGAGGGUUUGGUGUCUUGGGUGAGGAUGCAAACAAGGAAAUGCUGGCCAUCCUGAAUGGGGAUAUAAGAGAUGGUCAAUUCAUAGAUCGAGGAGAAAUGAGAGAGAUGGCAGGCCAUGACUACAGGCUGAGCAGAGAAAUACAUGUGGUGCUGUGGUUUCUAAAAGGGAGUGACCCCCGUCUGAAAAGUGGAGCUUAUCAGAGCCACAUGGAAUUUCUUAGAAUGCAGCUCUUCAAGAGAGCUAUGAAGACAUUGACAAUCAUUACUCAUGAUGAUGAACUUCAGAGGAAGGGCUGUACAGAACAAAAAAGACAGAACAUAGCUGAACUUGCAAGACAGAUCACGGGGAGUGAUCCAGACCAGACCUACUUCCUAACAAAUUACAUGAAGGGGAAACCGUUCGCUACUGAGAACAUACAACAGGUUCUCGAUAUAGUGAAGACAGCUCUCCGUGCAGCAGAAUAUACAAUUAGAAUGAGACAAAGCAAACGGGAACUACAUGAAAGGGUGGAGAACUUGGCACUUUAGUUGUCAAUCCAAAAUAGAUCAGCACUAGACUGUGUUCAAUGUGCAUCAUUUACAGUGUAACUUUCUCUCUUUGUAACCGGGAGGUCGUGAGUUCUAUCCCCGGCCGGGUCAUACCAAAGACUUUAAAAAAAUGGUACACACUUCUUUCUCUGCUUAGCACUCAGCACAUAUGAGAAAAAGUGUGGGAAGGUCAAACACACAGCACUACCAGCGGACCAGCCUCUUGCUGUAGUGCAUUGCACAACUGUGUGUCGCCCAAGGGCUACAGAGAUGGAUAUGGGCACCACCCUACGCUCUGCAUAAGGGCACGGGAGACCUUCUUUCUAGGCUAAUGUAGAAUGCAAAAUAGGUCAGGCUCAAUAGGCGGUACAGUGGUUUUAGCUGGCAAAUAUCACUUCAAUAUAUACCUCUUGAUGUAGCAUUGCUUAGCUCACGUGAGUAUAGAUGACAUCGUUGUUGAAAAUGGUCAGAGUAUGCUGAUCGUAUCCUGCUUACUAUUGUGACACUGAGAACAGCCCUAACGAGGUGUCAAAUUUGCGAUGUGCCAUGUACAUGAACUACUGGUAAAUUUGGAAAAUUAUAUCUAUUAAAUCUAUUA
Messenger RNA from Branchiostoma belcheri (Belcher's lancelet), 1469 nucleotides. Its product is annotated as interferon-induced protein 44-like. The transcript is spliced from 4 exons. The record is from RefSeq and is a predicted model, not a curated record. Lineage: Eukaryota; Metazoa; Chordata; Leptocardii; Amphioxiformes; Branchiostomatidae. Bases 38 to 871 code for a protein of 277 amino acids.